Molecule: messenger RNA, 13598 nt
Organism: Pleuronectes platessa (European plaice)
Lineage: Eukaryota; Metazoa; Chordata; Actinopteri; Pleuronectiformes; Pleuronectidae
Gene: insrb
Product: insulin receptor b
Exons: 23
Coding region: 1282-5400 (1372 amino acids)
Biological process (GO): positive regulation of MAPK cascade; positive regulation of kinase activity; positive regulation of phosphatidylinositol 3-kinase/protein kinase B signal transduction
Cellular component (GO): axon; membrane; insulin receptor complex
Molecular function (GO): insulin receptor substrate binding; ATP binding; phosphatidylinositol 3-kinase binding
Source: RefSeq, a predicted model, not a curated record
CAGGACUUGUUUACUGGAGGAGAGAGAGACGGAGAGAGGGGGAACCUGAGGGAGAGCCAGCGCCGAGCGGAACGGGAAUACAAGUUUUUACACUUGGCCCGUCUUUUUUUACGAGAAAAAUCUUUUUAUCUUCGUUUACCUCAUCCCCCCGUUUCCACUCCCGGAGGGGGGGCACUCACUUUGUGUGCGUGCGGGCGUUUUUCCUCCUCAUUUCAACUCUAUCGCCGACACUGAAACCUCGUUUGUUUUGGAUUAGCUUAGCACAGGCUAGCUGUUUUUCCCCGCCGCCACCAGCUAGCGUUCAUGUGAGAAAAGAAACGGGCGGCGUGGCGGAGACUUCCCUCACUUCACGGCAGCGUGUGGGUCAAACGGAGCCGCCAUGCUCGUCCAUUACCCCCGCGGCGAACGGAGACACGAGUGACGGUUUUUCAAGUUUUUUCCCCCUCCGCGUUCCGUCGUUUUAUGGGUGUAUAUCCAUUCGUCCGCGGCGUGGUGGUCAGCGGGGGUGACGGAGUUCAGAGGAGGGUCGUAGCGGGGGAACGCUGAGGCGCCCGCACGCUUUUCCUGCACGUAGCUGCUCGGAGGAGUUUCCUGGGAUGUGCUCCCAUCUGUCUUCAAAAAAGAACAAGCGGCUUCCGAGCGAGCAGGAGUGAUAUAAAGACCUGUGGGCUCCGAUCCCCGUCAACUCCCCUCCGACCCACAACUUUCUGCUGGAGCGACACGGGAGGAGGCUGAUCCUGGACGUUAAUGUCGGGAGAAAAACACAGAUCGCAGCUUGGUUGGUGAAGGGGGACCUUCCAUCACUGGAGCGGUGCAUCGCGGAGAAAUGAGCCCGGGGCCGGCGGAGCUCCUUCGGGGAUCUCCAAACUAGCCCCCCGCGUGUGGGGUAUUAAUAAUAGUAACAGCAUUAUUCCUCUCUCGAUGUGCUGCAGCACCCAGAUGAACGUGGACUGGCGCCUUCACGCGUGGAAAAUGAAGAUUUUCACUCACACAUGUGUGACCAGAAGCCAAGAUCACGUUAUUUAAUGGUCUGCAUUUUUUUUCCAGGGCUCGCACACAUCACGGACUCUGCUGGGGAGAUACUCAUACAUUUAUUACCACCACCCCCCACCCCCGGCGUACGACUGGGGGCAACCUUGAAUCACUUGUCCUCAUUGGACCUCCACUUUUUAUGAAUUGUUUUUGAACUUUUGAUUUUUUAAAUUAACAUUCAACCCCUCGAGAUUGGAGGUGUUUCUUUUUUGUUGUUGUUGUCGGAGCACAACUUCCCCUCAAGUCAAAAUGAGGCGGUGGACGCUGAAGCUGAGAGCACAGAUCGUGUUUUUUAUCAUCUGCACCUGCAUCAUAUGCCAGUGUGGACUAACAAACGGAGAAAUAUGCCCGAGCAAGGACAUCCGGAACAAUGUGACCACCCUCCAGUCGUUGGAGAACUGCACCAUCAUCGAGGGACACCUGAAGAUUCUGCUCAUGUUUAAGACCAAGGCCGAGGACUUUCGUGGCCUCAGCUACCCAAAGCUACGAGUAGUGACCGACUAUGUGCUUCUCUUUAGGGUCUACGGCCUUGAGAAGCUCAGCGAUCUCUUCCCUAACCUGACAGUGAUCCGCGGCAACAACCUCUUCUUCAACUACGCUCUUGUGAUUUAUGAGAUGCUGCAGCUGAAAGAGGUGGGCUUUUACAGUCUCAUGAAUAUCACCCGGGGCGCCGUGAGGAUUGAGAAGAACCCAGACCUGUGCUAUCUGGCCACCUUGGACUGGUCCAAGAUCCUAGACUCGGUUGAGGACAACUUCAUCGUGGCCAAUAAGAACGAGAGGGAGUGUGGAGACGUGUGUCCUGGCACGGCCCAAGGUCAGACCAUCUGCCCGCAGAACACCAUCAACGGACACUUCAGGUCACGAUGCUGGUCGCAGAACCACUGUCAGACAAUGUGCUUGGACAACUGUAAACAUGGUGGGUGUAACCUCCAGGGCCAAUGCUGCGACCACCAGUGCCUGGGUGGCUGUACUGAGCCAGGUAAUGCAAGUAGCUGUGUGGCCUGCAGGUUCCUCCAGCAUGGGAACACCUGUGUGGAGAAAUGUCCUGCGGGACACUAUGUCUUCAGGGGCUGGCGCUGCGUCAGCUUCUCCUUCUGCCAGGACCUUCACAACCAGUGUAAGCAGACUAAGAAAUUGAACCAGGAUCGAGAGUUGAGCUGCAACGAAUACGUCAUCCAUAAUGGGGCCUGUAUUCCAGAGUGUCCUUCUGGAUACACCACUAUAAACUCCACUACGUUGACCUGUUCACCUUGUGCAGGCCUGUGUCCUAAACUGUGUGUUGGAAAUAAGACGAUUGAUUCGGUAAACUCAGCCCAGGCUCUGCGAGGCUGCACGGUUCUCCACGGCAACAUGAUCAUCAAGAUUCGAGGAGGGAAUAACAUAGCUGCUGAGUUGGAGGCUAGUCUGGGCCAGCUUGAGGAGAUCACAGGCUACCUGACUGUUCGCCGAGCGUACGCACUGGUCUCCCUCUCCUUUCUACGCAAACUACGUAUCAUCAGGGGGGAGCAUCUCGAGGCAGAUAUUUACGCCUUCUAUGCGCUGGACAACCAGAACCUGCGAGAAUUGUGGGAUUGGUCCAAGCACAACAUGACCAUCCCACGUGGUCGCAUGUUCUUCCACUACAACUCCAAACUCUGCAUGACUGAAAUCAGAAAAAUGGAGGAGAUAACAGGAACCAAGGAUCGCAACCAAAAGAAUGACAUCGCUGUACGCAACAACGGGGACCAAGCCUCCUGUGAGACUAAGCUGCUGAAAUUCACUGUGAUCAAGACUGCAUUCAAUAUGAUUAUUCUGAAGUGGGAGCCCUUUUGGCCGUUAGAUUUCAGAGACCUGCUGGGAUUCAUGGUUCUCUACAAAGAGGCGCCUUAUAGGAAUGUGACAGAGUUUGAUGGCCAAGACGCAUGUGGCUCUAACAGCUGGGCAAUUGCCGAUGUUGAUACUCCAUCCCGUUCCACUGAGGGCAAGAGGGGGGAGGAUCCGGGGCACCUAAUCCGACCACUGAAGCCCUGGACCCAGUAUGCCAUAAUGGUUAAAACUCAACUGUCUGCCUCUGAUGAGCACCAAGUUCAUGGAGCCAAGAGCGAGAUCAUUUACGUCCGCACCAAUGCCACCAAGCCCUCAGUGCCUCUCGACCCCAUCUCCUCCUCCAACUCCUCCUCUCAGAUCAUCCUGAAGUGGAAGCUGCCAACAAGUCCCAACGGCAACAUCACCCACUACCGCAUCAUCUGUCGCAAGCAGGCUGAGGACAGUGACCUCUACAAGUUCGACUACUGCCUACAAGGGAUGAAGCUGCCGUCUCGCACCCCGACCCACCUGGACAGUGAGGAUGAGCAGAAGUGGAACCACACAGAUGAACCCACCUCAGGGGGAAGGUGCUGCGCCUGCCCCAAGACGGACACCCAGCUAAAGAAGGAGCAGGAGGAGAUCGAGUACCGCAAGACCUUCGAGAAUUACCUGCACAACGAAGUCUUCGAGAGCAGACCGUCUCGCCGUCGACGCUCAGUGGGAGUUGCAAACGCCACCCUCCUCCCUAACUUCCUCACCACAGCCCCCAGUUUUCCAUUUGGCUCCACGACAGCCAGCCCUGGGGACGACGACAAGGGCGAUGAGGAAUCCAAGGUGGAACUGAAGGUGAUGUCGAAGGAGUCAACAGUCAUUUCCAACCUGCACCACUUCACCAGCUACAAGAUAGAGAUCAUGGCCUGUAACCACGCGACGGACAUCAAACGCUGCAGCAUGGCUACUUAUGUCAGUGCCCGAACAAUGCCUGAGGAGAAAGCGGAUGACAUCCCAGGCCCCGUCACUCAUGAGAUAGUGACGGCUGAGCCUCCCUAUGUUUUGAUAAAAUGGAACAAACCCCCAUCCCCCAACGGCCUCAUCAUCCUGUAUGAGGUGUUCUACAGGAAAGUUGGAGACUCAGAGGUUCACACAGCUUGUGUGUCACGGCCGUCCUACAUCAAGUCAGGUGGCACGAAGCUCUCGCUUGUGCAGCCUGGUAACUACAGCGUGAGGGUCCGCGCCACCUCCCUGGCAGGAAAUGGUUCUUUUACAGAAACCACUUACUUCUUCAUGCCCAAUCCGGAUCCAGGUUUAAUUUGGAUUGUGAUCGGUCCAGUCAUCUGCUUUAUCCUGCUGCUAUUUGUGGGUGCUGGAGCCUUGUGGUUAAUUAAGAAGAGACAAACAGAAGGGCCGACAGGACCUCUUAUCGCCUCCUCAAACCCUGAGUACAUCAGCGCUAAUGAUGUGUAUGUUCCUGAUGAGUGGGAGGUGCUCCGCGAGAAGAUCACGGUGCUCAGAGAGCUCGGUCAGGGCUCCUUCGGCAUGGUCUACGAGGGUAUCGCCAAGGACAUCAUUAAAGGAGACCCGGAUACUCGCGUGGCCGUCAAGACGGUCAACGAAUCAGCCAGCCUGCGGGAGAGGAUCGAGUUCCUCAACGAAGCCUCCGUCAUGAAGGCCUUCAGUUGUCACCAUGUGGUGCGUCUGUUGGGUGUGGUGUCCAAAGCUCAGCCCACCCUGGUCGUGAUGGAGCUGAUGACCCACGGGGACCUGAAGAGCUACCUGCGGGGUCUCAGGCCCGAGUCAGAGAACAAUCCUACGGGGCGGUCACCUCCCACGCUGAAGGAGAUGAUCCAGAUGGCUGCAGAGAUUGCAGAUGGCAUGGCCUACCUCAACGCCAAGAAGUACGUCCACAGAGACCUGGCAGCAAGGAACUGCAUGGUAGCGGAGGACUUCACUGUCAAGAUCGGAGACUUUGGAAUGACGCGAGACAUCUAUGAGACUGACUACUACCGUAAAGGAGGGAAGGGUCUACUUCCUGUCAGGUGGAUGGCUCCUGAAUCGCUGAAGGACGGAGUCUUCACUGCCCACUCUGACUGCUGGUCAUUUGGCGUCGUGCUGUGGGAGAUCACUACGUUAGCAGAGCAGCCUUACCAGGGUUUGUCCAACGAACAGGUUCUAAAGUUCGUCAUGGACGGAGGAUACUUAGACAGGCCUGAGAACUGCCCCGAGAGAAUGCACAGCCUCAUGCAGAUGAGCUGGCAGUACAACCCCAAAAUGCGGCCGAUGUUCCAGGAGAUCAUCGAGAUGCUGCGGGAGGACCUGCAUCCCUCUUUCCAAGAGCUCUCCUUCUUCUACAGUGAAGAGAACAAAGUCCCCGAGACAGAGGAUUUUGAUCUGGACCUGGACAACAUGGAGAGCAUCCCCCUGGACCCAUCGUCGUACUCUCAGAGAGAAGAGAGCUUAGGCAGGGACAGCGGGCCCUCGGUGGCCCUUAGGGGGAACUAUGAGGAGCAUGUCCCCUACACACACAUGAACGGUGGCAAGAAAAACGGACGAAUCUUAUCGUUGCCCAGAUCCAGCCCUUCCUAACAUUUCCUGUCCCCUUAACAAACUUGUUGAAUCUUCCCUGCUCCUUUUCUUCUUUCUGUUCCAGUCCAUUUUUUUUCUGUAUCCUUCACGUUCUUCUCAUCCUUUUCUAAUGCUUCUUAUUCUUGGAGAAGCCCCUUCAAAAAACGACACAGAUCUCAGGACUUUUUAUUUUCUUCCUCAUGGCUGCCAAACACAGGCAACCAAGGGAUGCAAACAGAGUGCAACACUUCCUCCACAACGCAUCGGGCUGUCGAUUACCAGAUUACUUAUCUAUUGUUUUUCACUAUUGCCAUGUUUCCAGGACUCAUCGUGAUGGAAACAUAUUGAAAAAAAACUGUGAACUCUACAAACCUUAGACAACCAAGAUGGCUGCUUACGCUCAACCUCCUCAAGACUUGUCCCUACUUUAGCCUCUUCCACCAAAUCUGCAUUUCCACUUUUCUGUGCUUUGUCAUUUUUCUCCCAUUGAAACCUUUUUACUCAGAUAGUGGCCUUUUUAUAUGUGGCCUAUAAACAAAGAGGAGUGUCUAUCAGCGCUUACACUAAUUUUCCUUUUGAACAAUGAAUCCGUUUGGAACAGUGGGAUGACUUGCAAAGACUUGAUCCUAGAACAAAACAUCGAUUCCUAGAAUGUUUUCUUUUAGUUUUAUCUUUUUCAUUUUUGGUUCUGCAGAAUUCCAAACUACACACAGAUUCAUCGGGUGUUUGGUGAAUAGUUUUAAUUUAUUUACUCUUAUCAUUAUUUUCUCUUCUCUCUCUUUCUUUCUGCGUCCUCACUAUAUGGCUGAAGGAUAUUUAAACAGUUAAAGAAUUGGACAAAAGAGUUCAUCAGACUGACCAAUAGCUGCUGCUUUGAUAUAUUUUACUGGGUAUAUAAAUCUAUAAAUAUAUAUAAUAUAUAUAUAGUAUAUAUGGAAUAUUGGCAUUUCUGCACCAAUAUUUUAUAUAUAAUAUAUGACAAACUGAUGUUUUUGUAAAUAGUUCAUAUUUGUAAGAUUAUUUUUUUGCUAGUAUUUUGUUUUGCCAGGUUUUUUCUUUUCUUUUUUUCUUUCUUAUUUUCGUAGCCCCAGAAAUCACACAAACGUACCAUUAGUGCUCUCUGCGUCUUAGGCCUCCAGACCCCCAACCUCCACCUCGACCUCCACCCCUCUAACACUCUCUCCAUUGAGACGGGAAAGAGGAGCGUCACAAAAUAUUGUAAACUCACCGCAUCUUUUAUUUUUUAUAAACCUCGCUCCCACCGAGAGCUGUUGACAUUGGAAGCAGAUUCACUACAACAGGCGGAAAAAAAUAACACCAAACAAAGAAAAACAACCAAUAAACCAAAAAAGCUUUAAGUGAAAGGGGGAAUGAGGUCUUUGUAGGUUGACCUGCACCUGAUGUGUGUUUGGGUCUGUUCUUGCUCUGGUCAGAUCACGCUGAAAUUAGUUUGGUUAUCACAGGUUGAUUCUGUCGUUCAUGUCAUCGUGCUUGUUGUCAGUCUUAGUUGUCGGUGAGGUCAUAGAUUGGUGUCGAGAGCUUGUCCCGGCCUAGUGAUAGUACUCGACUGUGUCAACGUGCCGCUGGAGGCUUCUCAGUGGGGUCUUUGCUGCUUGUGGUCAGAGCAGGAUGGGAGUGGACACCUGCUCUCAGCAAAAUGCAGGAAAAGUGGAUAAUCAUUUUUGUAUUUUGUUUUCCGGCCCUAAACAUCCUCAUACGUUUCCUUCCACUCGACAUCCUUGGUGUUGGAUGGAAGUUUUUAUUAAAUUCAGCCCUCUUAUUGUCCCUCUGUUAGAUUUGCUCUGCACCGCAUACCUCCUGCUUCCUGAGGCCUCCCAUUGGCUGUUAAAAUCGCUGCUCAAAACCAGGCUGGUGGAAAUUUCCACGUUUUCCACGUGUAGGGCUGAGAGAGAAACGUGGAAAGUUCUGAGUGUAUUCAGAGUCCACAGCAGGUUGUGGAGAGAGGAGGGCAGCGUCUCUGUCUCUGUCUUUCAGUGCGUCUGAGAGAGAGAGAGAGACGGAGUGUGAGUGAUUGUUAAUCCUAUUAUUCUCUCUGCUAUCACAUGCAGCUCGGCAGUCAGGACACAGUGUGCAGCAGCUAUUUCACUCAGGUCUGACAUUCCAGGAUUCUGUUGGAACUGCUUGUUCCCUCGCGCCCCCCCGCCCAUGUUAUGCCUGCCUGCUGGCAACACUGAUAUCAUCACCGCACCCCAUCAGUGCACACAUGAAAGACUGCUUUCUUUUAUAUUUCUUCUUAAUAAUCAAUUGCUAGAGAUGCAGGGGAAAACAGAUUUAGUUAAAAAGAGAAAUGUGUCCCUCCUGCUGGGAAUCAAAACAUUCCCUUCAAAUGUUCCCUCACACAGAGCUACAGUAAAGUCAGUGGUGCUUGGUGCUGACCCCUCGUUUUGUCUCUUUAGGAUCGUAACUUUUGUCCGGAGCCUGAAGGCCUCUUUAAUCUGGUAACGCUCCUUUCUCACUCUCUAACACUUCAGCAGAUGACAACAGUCAGCAGACGAGUAGAUAUGAUUUCUUAUUCGUGAGGACACAGACCAGUGUGGUUGCCAAUCUAGCCGGACAGCGUUCAGCACUAAUAGUAUAGCCAAAGUGUUGGCAGCUUGCUGUCAACAGUGAGAACCCACAGACUCGGACUCAGAAGGCGGAGAAGCUUCCUCCACAUUUUACCAGUGCCUUCUCAAACCCACAGCCACGUCCAGGCUAGUUCUGUGAUCUCCUGUCAAUCUUUCUCAUGACGACAUAAGGCAUAGAAAUCAGAGCAGUCAUUUGUAUCGGGCGGCUCCAUGGAAGAGGAAUCAGAGUCUUUGGGGGCAGUUUUUCCUGUUAUGUGGUUGAACGCUGAAGUUCAUCGGUGCAUCAGCGGUGACAAUGUGGUUUGGCCUGAGUCUCGGAGCGCUCGGAGGUGCCUGAGGUUGUGAUUAUUAAUUAAUAAUUGAUGAAUUAUUCUGAGAAGUUACAAUCUUUGGCUUUUUUACUUUGUAAAUAAUCUGUGACAGUUUUGAAAAUAAAAGCAAAAUUUAAAAAAUAGGUAACAAAAAAAUCUGAUGCCCGUCGGUUGCGUGUACGUGACAGAAAAAUGGUGGAGGUCAGCUCUGUCACACUUCCACACUACGUACUAAUACCUGCUCUGAUCUGAAGAGUGAAUUCUCUGGUUUGACAUGUUCCAUUAUAUACACAUUACUCGAAACCCAUGUGGAAUUGGUAUGUAGUGUGGAAGUGGAAUGUGGCUCUCGACCCCAUCUCGACCUAGGUUGCUUAUCUUGUGGUGGUGUUCACACACAUAUGCAAUUUUUAAUUAAGAUGGUGCCCAUAUCUUUGAAAUACCAGAUAUUUAUUUUAUUAUGAUCAUUGUCGAUGUAUAAGAAGAAACACAGUUAGCUUUUUAGUCGAGCGUUUUUAACGUGUUUGCGCGUUGAGCGAUGUAAAGCCCUAGUUUGUUAUUGUACAGGAGGAGCAGCUGGUGGUGAGCAGCAGGAGUACUGGUUAGUUAGUUAGUUAGUUAGUUAUCUAGUUAGUUAGUUAGUCAGUAAGUAAUUGUUGUUGUCUUUGUGUUUGGCCAGAGUCUACCUCAGUGCAUAUGGAUGAAUCAGUCUAAAAGGAGCAAAUCAUCCCCGUCAGUCGCUCAAUAUCCCGUCAUUUCAAAUAAUAUCAUGUUUUAUCGUACUUACAGACACUGCUGAUGAACUAGUUUCCACUGUGGUGUUUAUAUUUCCUCCGACUCUUUAGUUUUCCCAGUUUCAUCGUCCUCUUGUGUCCGGGGGAACAUUCUCCGUGACUGUGGUUAUUAUUGGAAACAAUGCCAGUCACAUUUUGUCCCUAUUUUGUUUUAAAUAUUAAGAUUUAUUGUCUUAUUUUAUAUUAUUGGAACAACCCUCUAAAUAUUUUUUUCUCAUUUUUAUGCUCAGCAUGUAACAUGGGUUAGAUCCGACAUUAAAUUGGCUCUAUGGGCAGUGUUGAUUAUUACUACAGUUCAUAAAGAGGCUUCCCCCGGGCGCUGGAAGAAGCUACGUAUCUCACAUAAAUCCUCUCUUCUCUUGUAGUAGCGGCUCUACUUGUUUCUGGGAAUACGACAUUAGCAUGAGCAAAGAGAAAAGAAGAAAGUCUUGUGAUUCUCAGAGCACGCUGUAUCUGUGAUCACCUCCAUGCAGCCGACACUUAACAGGCUCAGCUCAUGCUUUUUUCUUUUUCUUUUUUAAAUCUCAUCUUGUCUAAACCUGUUGUUCGGCGGAAAGCCCUACUCUUCCUACUCCUCUUCUUCUUCAGUCUGUCAAUCUGUCUCUUUGUGGUCACAACAGUUAUGGUUCCGAUCCCACGUCUCCUCCGGUCAUCCUCAAUUCAUUCAUUUGUUGAUCUGCUUUUGUUCUUGUAUGUAUAUUUUUUCUACUGUGAAUAUCAAGAGAUGACCUUGAUUUUCUGUCAAUGCCAUGGAUUGGGUCUGUUGUGGCUGAUCGGGACACAGACACCUGGGCUGGUUCAAAGUUUUAAGGAGGAGGAACCACGUGUCCCCUCCUCUCUCUGCAAAGAAGAAAAGAUGGACUGGGACAAUCCUGUGUGCCAUACGAACUAUAAACAGACAUGAAAUCUAGAUUGUAACUUUUCGUCUCAGGGAGGCGGCCUGAUGCUUUGUGGCUGGAGGAUAAAGAGGGUGAGGAGGAGGAGGAAGAGCUACCUACCUACCUUUUAUCGACCCUGACUGAAGGGCAAGUUCUCAGCUUCCUUGCAAAAAGAGUAAAAAUGGAGAUGAUGAGCCCAACGACAAGUUUUCAACAAAAAAAAACCAAACAUCCUUUUUUUCAUGAAUAAAAAUUCUCCCACUUGUUCAAAGACGAUCAGGAAUCCCCUGCUCUCUCUCUGACGUGACGUGGUUUGGACUGCCCUCUAGCGAUUGGACGGGAGCGUUGCAGGUCAGGGGUGGCAAAGCAAACAGGGCCCCCGACCGAUAGUGCCUUGCUCUGACUAAUAGCCUGCCUGACCCCCCCCCUCCCACCCAGUCCACAGCCCUCCUCCCCCGCCUCGUGAGCAGAACUGCCACUGACUGGUGUGUCUCCACCAAUCACUGCAGAGGAUCUUUCCACCUCCAAAACAUGGAAUGAAAAAUACACGAAUUAUGUUUUUAAGCGUCCUGUUUUCUUUAAAGGAAAAAAACAACAUUCUAACUGUAAUUUGGGAUUAUUAUGUGACUCUUUUUUUUUUUUUUACCCAAAAGAAAAAAGAAAUGUUGAACUUGUGUCUCUACUCUGCUAAGCUCUGGCUUGCUCUGUGCAUGGAAAAUGAAUUGUCUAUACCAGCGGAUAGCUUAUUAAUUUGAUGUUUACUGAUUUUCUUUUCUUUUGCUUCUCAUCAGUCUGUUUUCAUAAUGAUGCGCCAAAGCACAUGCAGAAACCCUUGAUUAGCAGCAAGUGACUCCAUUACAACUGGGGGUUAGUUUCCAUUUGUGGUGCAUUCACUUGCUCCAGGACAUUUAAAAAUGAAAUGAACUGAUUAAUAAGCUCUUAACUGUAAAUAGCAGCAGAUCACCUUGGCUCCUGAAAAAAACGAAAGCACUUGAUCUUAGGGAAGUUUAGGUUUGUUUUGUUGAACUCUGGUGCCCUAAAAAGCGGUUGGACAGAGCAUGCUCGUAAAGCAGUGCAGGGUGAGAACAAAGCAUUGUAUGUAUUGUUUUGUUUUAAAGAAAAGAAAAAAGUAUUACAUUUUAGAGAUGUCGAUUUCUAUUUUUUUUUUUUGCCAAAGUAGGGAGGGCAAAAAUACAAUUUACUUUUUCUGACUGUAAACUUUUACUAUUGUACAUUAUGAAUUUAACAUUGUUAUCAAUGUGUAUAUAACUUUUUUUCUAAAUUUAAAAAGAUAGAUAUUGUUUUUUGUUGUCGUUUUCGUUUUGUGUUCAUGACACAACCCACUACACAGAAACGAGCAGAGUCAAGUCUGUGGUAGUUUUUACCAGGAGCAGCACAACUCCAGUCUGAGGGCUUAACCCUGUGUAACAACACACAUACAAUACGUGGCCUGAGAUGUUUUCACAGCGACCCCUGCUCUUAAUCCGAUGCAUGUUCUGAAUGUUGGCCUCCGAAGAGGUCACACGUUUGAACCGCCCCUGCCCAGCCACAGUGACACGUCACCCGUAAAGCCUUUUUCUUGUGUCAUAAACGCAUCGCCUAUCGCUGAUGUUGUCGUAUGGUAAUUGUUUCUGACAAGAGAUGUGUGUUUAGUUUGCAAAUGUGUUUUAAUUUUUUUUUAUUGUGAAAAACUGGAAAAGACCACUGCAUGUCCUUUUUGAAGAAGAGGAAGCAUGAGUGAUAAAAUCCUGAAUAAGCUAAAAACAAAAAAAAAGGAAAAGUGAGCUCAUGGUUCAACGACAAUGAAUUAUAAAGUCGACUGUAGAGCUGGAGCUGGUAAACGAUUAGUUUGACAUUGUGGGGAAAUAUGCGCUAAUUUACUUUUGAAUGCAGAGUUUGAUGAAACGAUCAAUAUCUCAUCUCUAAUGUGCUAGACUUUAAAGUAACAGGUUGUAGCCAUGUAGCUUAGCAUAAAGGCAAGAACAAAAUCAGGAAACGGCUAAAAUCCACCUUCCAAAAAAAAAAACAUCCAUCCAUUAUCUUGAUCACUAUUACUUUGAGGGCCGGAUCUCAUCUGAUACCAGGGCGAGAGGCUCAACAAGAACAGUUGUGUGAAAACAUACAUUUUAUCAUUUUAUGUCAGAUCAUAGUCCAACAUGUGGCCCUUUAGAAAUAUUUCUAACUUAGACUUAACCCUGUUUUUUAAUUUGUGAACUUUUAUAUUAUGUUUAUCUGUGGACAGAUUGGCCGUUUCCCUGUUUCCAGUCUUUAUGCCAGGGGCGGGGCCAGGGGGCCACUGGCCCCAGCCGUCAUCUGAUUGGCCCCUGAAGUGCCCCUUUUUUUUUAACUAGUCUCUAAAUAACAAUAGAUAAGAAAGUGUUAAGAAUCUUGUUUUCGAUUCAACAAUUGACCUCAACAAGGAACAAUUAAAAAUAAAAUAUUCAGAAUUGUUUGGCUUUGCUCACAGCUCUAGAUCUGAUAGUAAACAAGGACUUCAAUGUGCACCUUACUGAUUCAAUCUGAAAUGUGCAUGGAUGUCGGAUGAAUAAUUGGCCGCUCUGUAUAUAAAUUGUGGCCCCAUUAUGGCCCCCCGAUAUAGAAAAAGGCUAGAUCCGCCACUGCAUCUUCUAUUUAGAGGAGGAACAUGAGAGUAGCAUCACUCGCUGCUUCCUGACAGUAAACAACCAUCUUUCCCUGAAAGUCAAACUGCUCCGUGGAGGUGGCUGAGUGUAAAUCGGCUGUAAAUUAAUUUAGUACUGUCGGUCAGGAGUGUGCCGAUGAGCUCGUCCUGUUUGUGUUAUUGAUGAGGCAGACGGUGGUGAUAUUGAGGGUGUUGCUGCAGGUGUGGUGACUGACGGUUAGAAGACAAAUCUGAGGAGACGCAGCCUCUUCUUUACUCUUCGUCACCCGUCAGUCCAGUGGUCUGCUCCAGUUUACGCACCAGUACCUUCUACUUGUCUCUAUCCUGUUCCCUGUGCUGUGCGUCGUUUAAAUCGGUGGAGUUGUGUCUGUGUUGUCCUCAGUUGAAGUCUUUAUUUCCACGGCUUUCUUUGUCUUGCUGCUCUUCCUCCUCCUCCUCUGUGUGUCCGUCAAGUCUCUUUCUCUCUUCGGUGCACAUAGGUGGUCCUCCCCCAGAAUGCUGUGUGUAGUCUUGCAGGAUACCUCUUUUAUUAGUGUCAUUUUUAUUGCAGAUGAAAAUGCUGAUGUAUUAAUUUUUUGGGAUAUGUUGUGUAUACAUUAUGUUGAGACAUCGGUGCGUAUGCAGACAGGUGUAUAUGUGUGUAUGUACAGUCCAGACUCCCCCUGAACCCGCAACAACCCACAGAGAUCGCUUCAUCCCUCACACUGGAUCCAAAUGUGCCAUUAUCUUUAUGUAUCACAUAUAUCAACAUAUUCAACACACACACACACACACACACAAACAUACACACAGAGAUACACAGAAAUACAUGCAUAUUGUACAGGAUCAAAAAUGUGCCAUGACUAAAUGAACGCUUGACAAUUUAUUUUUUCUAUGUUUUCAAAGGAGAGUCAAGUAGUGACAUGUACAGAAAAUGUUGCAAUGAUAUGAAAAUAAAAAUCUUGCUGUGUGUAAAUUAUUCAACAAUUAACUGUUUAUAUUAAAAUUAUGAAUAAAAUUAUUGGAGAAAA